Molecule: messenger RNA, 1604 nt
Organism: Mangifera indica (mango)
Lineage: Eukaryota; Viridiplantae; Streptophyta; Magnoliopsida; Sapindales; Anacardiaceae
Product: protein TRIGALACTOSYLDIACYLGLYCEROL 2, chloroplastic-like
Exons: 6
Coding region: 148-1296 (382 amino acids)
Cellular component (GO): chloroplast inner membrane
Molecular function (GO): phospholipid binding; lipid carrier activity
Source: RefSeq, a predicted model, not a curated record
UCACUAAACCUUGGGUGGACAAAUUCUUCUGGCCUACUUUUUAUUGCUCUACACUGCCCCGUUGAACUCUAAAACAAGGCAAGCUCAUUUUCUUUUGCCUUUAACUCAGUCAUAAGCAACUAAUUUGAUCUGGAAUUCUCUUAAAAGAUGGUUGGGAAUUCAUUGGUCCCGAUUUCAACAUGCCCCGCAAUAGUAUCUUCAUCAAUGACUACUGGUCCUAGCAUUUCUAUAAAAUUCUUGCCCUGUCUUCCACCAAGACCUAAAGCGAAAGCUACUCCAAUAAGAGCUUUGUCUGCCGAUACAGGACAUAACAAACCAACCCCUUCUUCAGAGACAAAGAAUCCACUGUCUGUUGUUUUGGAUGUUCCUCGGAAGAUUUGGAGGCAAACUUUACGUCCACUGAGUGAUUUUGGGUUUGGUCGGAGGAGCAUUUGGGAAGGUGGAGUGGGGUUGUUUCUUGUAUCUGGCACAGUGCUUCUUGCUCUUAGUUUGGUUUGGUUGAGGGGUUUUCAACUGCGGUCUAAAUUUAGGAAAUAUUUGGCUGUAUUUGAGUUUUCUCAAGCUGCUGGCAUUUGCACAGGAACUCCUGUGAGGAUUAGAGGGGUGACUGUUGGCAACGUUAUUCGUGUUAACCCAUCUCUGAAAAGCAUUGAAGCAGUUGCCGAGAUUGAAGAUGAUAAAAUUAUAAUACCUCGAAACUCACUGGUGGAGGUAAACCAAUCUGGUCUUCUUAUGGAAACUUUAAUUGACAUAACACCCAGAAAUCCCAUUCCAACACCUUCAACAGGGCCCCUAGACCCAGAAUGUGCAAAGGAAGGUCUAAUUAUAUGUGAUAGACAAAAGAUGGAAGGAUAUCAAGGAGUUAGUCUAGAUGCAUUGGUAGGGAUAUUCACCCGUAUUGGACGUGAAAUGGAAGAAAUUGGUGUUGCCAAUACCUAUGCGCUGGCUGAACGAGUUUUUGCUGUAAUUGAAGAGGCAAAGCCACUACUUUCAAAGAUUGAAGCCAUGGCAGAAGAUGUUCAACCUUUGUUGUCUGAGGUUCGUGAUAGUGGUCUGCUUAAAGAGGUGGAGAACUUAACCAAAAGCUUGACUCAAGCAUCAGAUGAUUUGAGAAGGUUGCAUUCAUCAAUUAUGACCCCUGAGAACACUGAAUUGAUUCAGAAGUCCAUAUGCACUCUGGUUUUUACUUUGAAGAACAUAGAGAAUAUAAGUUCUGAUGUUCUGGGAUUCACGGGAGAUGAGGCUACAAGACAGAAUCUGAAACUACUUAUCAAGUCCCUUAGCCGGUUGUUAUGAAGAGAAGCAUUGGUGGAAAUAAGAUAUAAUAGCAUAACAGUUUAUUAGAAGGUAAGAAAUCAUUUUUUAACCUCAUUUAUCAAAGAGGAGAGAAGAUCAAAUGUCAAGUCUACCGGGUGAAUACACUUUUUCAGUUGCAAAUGCUGAGAAGAAAGGGCUUGAUGCGAUAGGUAGUGAUGCAUUCCUUUUUCCUGAUGGUAAUGUUGAAGCAAAUUUUGCUGAAUAUCUGUUUGUUUUUUUUCCCUAAUGUUUAAAGUCAUGGAAGGUUUUCAGAACCUUUGUUGAUAAAGAAAAUCUUUGUUGCCAAA